Molecule: messenger RNA, 899 nt
Organism: Microstroma glucosiphilum
Lineage: Eukaryota; Fungi; Basidiomycota; Exobasidiomycetes; Microstromatales; Microstromataceae
Product: RRS1-domain-containing protein
Exons: 2
Biological process (GO): ribosome biogenesis; endonucleolytic cleavage in ITS1 to separate SSU-rRNA from 5.8S rRNA and LSU-rRNA from tricistronic rRNA transcript (SSU-rRNA, 5.8S rRNA, LSU-rRNA); ribosomal large subunit biogenesis
Cellular component (GO): nucleus; nucleolus; preribosome, large subunit precursor
Molecular function (GO): protein binding
Source: RefSeq, a predicted model, not a curated record
AUUCGUACGGACGGGCAAAGGCACAACCUUGUCAUCCUAUACACCACAUCCAUACACUCACAACCAUGGCACCCACUGCCACCUCGUCCGCCUCGGCCGCAGCCACAGGCAGCAACGCCUCAUCCAACUUCCAGUACGACCACGGCCUCCUCUCCGUCACAAAUGUAUCCAGCACCAGCACUGCUUCCAAGCCCACCUCUUCCUGGCUGCAGGCCCAAACUCAAAAGGGCGUCUCUGCCCUCCUCUCCAACCUCAUCGCCACUCUCCCCCUCAAAGUCCACCCAGACCAUGGACCUAUCCUAACGCUACCCCUUCCAACCACGAUUUUGCCCAGGGCAAAACCACUACCCAAACCAAAGCCAUUGACUAAAUGGCAAGAGUUUGCAAAGAAGAAGGGAAUCGCUGAUACAAAGAAGAAGGAAGGAAAGCUGGUGUACGACGAGGCGACGCAGGAGUGGGUUCCAAAGUGGGGAUACAAGGGAAACAAUAAAAAGGAGGAGGAACAGUGGAUUCAUGAGGUGCCGUUUGGUAAAGAUGACGAUUACGACCCCUCCAAGGCAAUGAAGGCCGAGCGCAAGAAGCGUCGUCUACACAAUGACGCCCAACGGCUUCGCAACCUCGCCCGCGCUUCUGCCGCCAGCUCCUCCAACAGCAAAACAUCCUCUUCUGCCCUCAAAUCCGACCCUCUGACCACCCGUACUCUCAGAAAAGGUGAUCUGGACGCUACUACGCUCCGCAUGAGAGGCUCAACAGCCUCCAUGGGCAAGUUCGAUCGGGUGCUACCUGGAGAGGAUAUCAAGACUCGUGGGGUGAAGCGCUCUUUUGAUCCCAAUGAGCGGGAUGCAGGAGAGGAGAAGAAGAGGAGUAUGGCCAUUCUCGGUGGAUUGGAUGGAUCUGGA